ACAAGCCUUCAUAUUGGAUUAUCAUAAAGAUUCAGCCUUUCGUGAAAUGUUUUCAACAAAAACUAAAUAUCUAUACUCUCCACAAGAUUUGAAGUUUCUAACUAAUAAGAUGUGUCUCUUUCUUCUUUCUCAAUUUCGAAAAAUUUAUAAAAAAAAUGAAGAGACAAGUUUAAUUAGUAACAAAAUUCCAUCUUUAAAAAAAUGGACCAAAAAAAACUUACAGACCAUUUACGAUCUUCCUACUUUAGGACAAUUGGAGACAACAAGCAUGCCAUCCGGAUAUAGUACCUUAUCACCCCCAUUAUUUGAUGGCUGUGAUUAUUGCCAUCUUCAACCAUGCUCUUUGAUUACUGAUUCCAACCUCUUGCCUACUAUGUUUAGAGAAAGCUUCUCCUACAAGAACGACACCAUUAACGUUAUUGUUAUUGAUAAUAAUAUCCUAGUAAAAAUCCAAAGAGUCGAUCAAAACGUUGCAAGAAUUUAUUUUACAAAUGGUCAAAGAAAUUCCAUCCGAAUUCUAGCCGGGAUAACACUCAGAGAUCUGACUAAUAAUACAAAUGUACCACGCAUAGUGGCAGCCGGUGCUGAAAGUUACAUGAUAACUUGGGUUACGAACUAUGAAUUGUGGUAUAAUGGCGGUGAAGUUCUUAAUUUGGACAACCAAAAACAACAGUCAAUGAGGGUACCUCCAGAAUAUGCUACUUAUAUUGAAUAA
Racocetra persica is the source of this 715-nucleotide messenger RNA. The record is from the annotation of a GenBank genome assembly. Lineage: Eukaryota; Fungi; Glomeromycota; Glomeromycetes; Diversisporales; Gigasporaceae.